CGUAUGCGUUGCAGAGUAAAGAAAAGCAGGAGUAGUUCAAAGCAGCUCUCAUUUUUGAUCAAUAAUGGAAACUAAAUUGACGCAUACCGUUAGAGAGCACAGUAUCUGUAUUGAACUACAAUGACAUGAAAACCGCCACCAUCAGAAAAAAAAAUAUGAAGACGGCUGAUCGUCGAGAUCUCGUACUUUGUUGUCCUACAAUGACAACUCGCGCAUUUAAAACUUUAUCAACGUAAUUGUUUCGAAAAUUCUGAAAGGAAUGUAUGAACGGCGGAUGAAAACUACCUCAGGACAUAUUCAUCAAAAAAUUCCAACGUUCGUUUUCACAAUGGAUAAUACACAUUCCAGAAGUAAUGCUAUGCUCAGCAUACUUAUACUUAUUAUUUUUGCUCAAAUUUGUUGGACUUAUCAGCCUAAAGUUAAUUAUAGAGAGAAAGAAAAAGAAGUGUUGGAUAAAAUUUUAGGACAAGGUGUUUACGAUGCAAGAAUUAGACCCUCAGGAGUCAAUGGCACAGAAGACGGCCCAUGUAUUGUAUAUGUCAACAUUUUUCUACGUUCAAUUAGCAGAAUUGAUGAUUACAAAAUGGAGUACAGUGUUCAAUUGACAUUCAGAGAACAAUGGAUGGAUGAAAGAUUGAAAUUCGAUGACUAUGACGGAAAAAUAAAAUAUUUAACAUUGACUGACGCUAGCAGAGUGUGGAUGCCGGAUUUGUUUUUCUCGAACGAAAAGGAAGGCCAUUUCCAUAAUAUUAUCAUGCCCAACGUGUACAUUCGAAUAUUUCCAUAUGGCUCAGUUCUUUAUAGUAUCAGGAUUACGUUAACUUUAUCGUGUCCAAUGAAUUUAAAAUUAUAUCCACUGGAUAAGCAAGUGUGUUCAUUAAGAAUGGCCAGCUACGGUUGGACCACAGAUGAUUUAGUAUUCUUAUGGAAGGAAGGUGAUCCAGUACAAGUUGUGAAAAAUCUUCAUUUACCUCGAUUUACACUUGAAAAAUAUCGAACUGAUUAUUGCAAUAGUAAAACAAACACAGGGGAAUACAGUUGCUUAAAAGUAGAUUUACUUUUCAAACGAGAGUUCAGUUACUACUUGAUUCAAAUUUACAUCCCGUGUUGCAUGUUGGUAAUAGUAUCAUGGGUUUCAUUUUGGCUGGAUCAAAGUGCUGUACCAGCCAGAGUAUCAUUAGGGGUAACUACCCUUCUAACAAUGGCUACUCAAACAUCAGGAAUAAAUGCUUCAUUACCACCGGUAUCAUACACCAAAGCCAUUGAUGUCUGGACUGGCGUAUGUUUAACGUUCGUUUUUGGGGCACUGCUAGAAUUCGCCUUGGUGAAUUACGCUUCCCGUUCAGACACCCACCGUGAAAAAAUCCAAAAGGAGACUAAAACUAACUCUGUAGAGGAUGGAAACGCCUUCCAAAUGAAACCUUUAAUGAAUCGAGCCGGCCACGUCGAAAUGAUCCGACAUUGCGAAGUGCACAUGCAGCAGAAAAGUGGAUGUUUAUGCUUCCGUUCUUGGAUUUCGAAAUUUCCCACUCGUUCUAAACGUAUCGAUGUAGUUUCGCGAAUAAUAUUUCCGUUAGUGUUCGCAUUAUUUAAUAUUUCGUAUUGGUCAACAUAUCUGUUUAGAGACGAACAAGAGGAUCAACAAUAAUUUACGCAAGUGAUAAGCCUAAAAUUUUUGUAUAUUGGUACAACUGGCGAACCAAUCCUCUUUUUAUACAACGUUUGGAUUAUAUUUCUACCUUUUUUUUCAAUGUGUGAUCUAUUUAUUAAGCUUUUCAAUUAUUAUUUACCCAAUUAUAACGUUUGAUCGAUCGAACUACCACGAUUAACUAUAUAGGUAGCGAGUAUCCUAUCUUAUCUGGGAUUAGGCACAUGAUUUUUCGCGUUUUUUUUUUUUGUCGAAUUAUUUCUCUUAGAUUACCUUAUUACUUACUCGUUUUUGUUUUUAUCUCGUUUCGUUUUCUGUUAUUUAUUUAUUUUUUUAAUUUGUCAUUAGAUAAUUUCGUUUCGUCACACGACUUCUUUUUUCAUACGGUUUUUGUACUGAAUCGUGAAAUAUGUUGUAUCGAUAACGUAAGAACCAUUCCGAUUCGUUGGAAUCGACUUUUUAAAAAUCCGAAUGUAUCUUUUCAAAUGCCUUUUACUCCUUCGUUUUACGUAAACCACGUUAAAAAUAUGUUGGUGUUAUUAAAUUUGCAUAACCAGUUCGCCGUAAAUGUAUUUUUUAAAAUUAAUGCAAAAAUGUAAUGGUUAAUCAGUUGAAUAUUUCGCGGUAUUCUCAAAUUCUGCGAGCUUCGCACCCUUUUUUCCCAACACGAACAUUACCUAGCUGUGGCUCUGAUUGAUAAUUUUAUUUCAAGUAUUGGUAAAUUAAUUGAAUUUUUAUCUAUACAUAUUUCAUUACUCGAGUUCGCAAACAUAUUUUUUUGUUUUUCAAUUGAUUAGUUUUACUUUACCCACCAAAGAAAAAUAUUUGAUUUAAUGAUACCGAAUUGUAAUAUAAAUAGGUACUUACAUAAUAUAUGUUUUAGGUAACUACUUUAAGGAAAAUUCAAAGGCCUAAAAUAAUCUGAAACCGAUUAAGGAGAAAGUUUGAAAUUCAGAUUAAAAAAUGAACUGGUUCAGUGCCUUUUAAAAAGUUCAGGUCUUUUACGUUGAAUUUAUACCAUGCAGUUUACCAAAGACUCGAGAUACUGCUAUAAGCUUAAUUCAAAUGACUGGACUAAAAUUAGCAUAAAUGUUACCUGAUAUUUAUUGAUUUCAAAAAUCGGAGAACGAAAAGGAAACUAGAAACCAAAAUCACGUGGUAGCCGUUUCUCUUAUUAUUAUUUUAUUAUUGUUAUUUAAAUUCGAAAAAUUUGCGAAUUUUCAAUUAUAUCUGCUCUCUAAACGGUUGUAAUUUUUCUUUCGAUGUCCAUUCACAUUACUUCGUUGUUUGAAAAAAAGAAAGAAAUUUUCCAGUUUCGAACUGAGGAAUUGAACGAGAGUUGUGAAUGCAAUCCAAAAAGUCAAGUUGGAAAGCUUUAAAUUUUCAUCACGAUUUCUGAUUUUUCAGAUCGUUUAGUAAUUUUUUUCAUUUUUUAUCUGGAACGUCUUGAAAAGAAGUACAUCUGAAGCAAAAAAAAAAAUCGCCAAAUUAGACACUUCUCUCUGUGUUUGAUUAUCACUUUUUCUACCUACAGUACAUAUAACAUAAACGUAUCUAUACUUCUCUGCUUCUAUAAACAGAAAUAUUAUGAUUUCUUGUUUAAUAUACAUACGUACAUGCAACGAGUUUUUUUCAAUAGAUAUGCUGCAAUAAAUAUUAAAUAACUAACGAGGAUACUUUUAAUUACACUGUACCUAUCAAUAAUGCAUUUUUUUUCUUCCAAGAUGAAGUAUGUUAUUUUUGACAUACUCGUAUUAUGUAUACUUACCUAUCUGAAAUUAAAUAGGUAUAAUAUUAUAGCGUAGCUAUUUUUUUGAAAUUAAGUAUUAUUCCUUAGGAACAGUACCUAAUACCUAAACUCACAAAAUUUGUAUUUUAAAAGUCAGAUAUUUUGCUCUUUUUUGUACAAUGUAAGAAUCCUUUCAUCUGAGAAUUAGUAUGAAUCCGUGUCAUUUUUACUCUUUUGAACUAGGUAGAUAUUUAUGUCUCGUAAAUAUUAACUUUAAUUUAAUUUGUAUUGUGAAAAUUAAUUUUUUUAAAAAUGAUUUUAUACCUUCAUUAGUUUGUUGUACUUAGUACUAAAUAACGAUGCAUCAUAAUGCGAAUCAGCGUUUGUUUACCCACGAAUUUCUCACCAUGUACAAUUUUUAAUUAGAAUAAAUUUUAUAAUAAAUACCUUACUGUUGAAAGUCA
Molecule: messenger RNA, 3841 nt
Organism: Planococcus citri (citrus mealybug)
Lineage: Eukaryota; Metazoa; Arthropoda; Insecta; Hemiptera; Pseudococcidae
Product: glutamate-gated chloride channel-like
Exons: 11
Coding region: 260-1648 (462 amino acids)
Biological process (GO): chloride transmembrane transport; nervous system process; signal transduction
Cellular component (GO): plasma membrane; neuron projection; synapse
Molecular function (GO): transmembrane signaling receptor activity; transmitter-gated monoatomic ion channel activity involved in regulation of postsynaptic membrane potential; excitatory extracellular ligand-gated monoatomic ion channel activity
Source: RefSeq, a predicted model, not a curated record